Molecule: messenger RNA, 723 nt
Organism: Lycium barbarum (goji berry)
Lineage: Eukaryota; Viridiplantae; Streptophyta; Magnoliopsida; Solanales; Solanaceae
Product: transcription factor bHLH14-like
Exons: 1
Coding region: 1-702 (233 amino acids)
Biological process (GO): regulation of DNA-templated transcription
Cellular component (GO): nucleus
Molecular function (GO): transcription cis-regulatory region binding; DNA-binding transcription factor activity; protein dimerization activity
Source: RefSeq, a predicted model, not a curated record
AUGGUUAUAGGAAACCUAAUAUCAGAUUCAGGCAAUUCCGAUUUUGAGAGCGAGUCCUCACCUAUCAAUAAUGUUGUCAAUCGGUCACGAAAGCGGGGAAAGAAAGGCGAUUCAAGCAGUACAAUAAUAACAAGUCGAGAAACAACGAUGGAAAUUCACGUGGAGGCCGAGAGAAAAAGAAGGGAAAAAUUGAACCAUCGAUUCUAUGCUCUACGAAGCGUUGUUCCGUAUGUGUCCAAAAUGGACAAAGCUUCAUUACUAGCAGACGCAGUUACUUAUAUCAAUGAGCUCAAAUCUAAAAUCGAAGAUCUAGAAUCCAAAUUAAUCGAUCCCCAGAAAAAACCUAUAAUUAUGGAGCAACAUGAUUCUUAUAGUGAGUCUUCUGUUGUAACUGAUCGAGCUAACAAUAAUAAGUCAUUAUUUUCGAGCAGCAUUAACGGGGCACAAAAUGGGAUGGAAAUUGAGGUGAAAAUUAUAGGAUCGGAAGCCAUGAUUAGGGUUCAGUCUUUGAAUGUGAAUCAUCCGUGUGCGAGAUUGAUGAACGUGAUGAAAGAGCUGGAGUUUCAGAUUUACCAUGCAAGUGUUUCCAGUGUUAAAGACUUGAUGCUUCAAGAUAUCGUGAUUAGGGUUCCUAAUGAGUUAUCAAAUGAAGAAGCCCCAAAAUCCACUAUAGUGACAAUAUUAAGUGUUGCUGAGAAUUAGUACUAAGCAUAUAUUACUGCA